This is a messenger RNA of Cygnus olor (mute swan), 946 nucleotides long. It is a transcript of the gene GDPD3, whose product is annotated as glycerophosphodiester phosphodiesterase domain containing 3. Gene Ontology annotation, biological process: glycerophospholipid catabolic process. Bases 37 to 861 code for a protein of 274 amino acids. Gene Ontology annotation, molecular function: phosphatidylcholine lysophospholipase A1 activity; phosphoric diester hydrolase activity. The record is from RefSeq and is a predicted model, not a curated record. The transcript is spliced from 10 exons. Gene Ontology annotation, cellular component: endoplasmic reticulum membrane. Lineage: Eukaryota; Metazoa; Chordata; Aves; Anseriformes; Anatidae.
GAGCGCGAGCGGCCCCGGGCGGCCUUUGGGGCGAGGAUGGCGGCACACAGGGGGGGCUGCGGCGAGCGCCUGGAGAACACGAUGGAGGCCUUUGAGAACGCGGUGGCGCAGGGCGCGGAGCUGCUGGAGCUGGACUGCCGGCGGACACGGGACGGGGCCGUGGUGCUGAGCCACGACCGGGGGCUGCGGCGCCAGGCGGGGCUGGACCGGGACCUGCGGGACUUGGACUACGAGGAGCUGCCGCCCUACAAGGAGACGCUGGAGGUGACGUUUGCGCCCGGGUGCUACUCGCAGGGCCGCGACCGCCGCAUGCCGCGCCUGGACGAGGUCUUUGCCCGCUUCCCGCACGUGGCUGUCAGUGUCGAGAUCAAGGACGACGACGACGAGCUCAUCCAGAAGGUGGCGGAGCUGGUGCGGCGCCACGACCGCGCUGCCAUCACCCUCUGGGCCUCCUUCAACGACCGCAUCCUGCGCAAGUGCCGGGCGGCGCACCCCGGGAUGCCGUACGGCUUCUCACCGCGGCGGGCACUGCUGGUGCUCGCCAUGCACUACCUGGGGCUGCUGCCACUGCUGCCCCUGGGGGAGGCGGCGCUGCUGGGACCCCUGCCCGGCAUCAUCAACAGGACAUAUUUCCCGGUGCCCAAGGGAAUCCUGGGGCAGGCGCUUGCCCUGCUGGCUGACAAGUUCAUCAUGACCAAGGGGCUGCUGCAGCACCUGCGGGAGCGUGACAUCCAGGUGGUGCUGUGGGUGCUGAAUGAGGAGCGUGACUUUGCCGACGCCUUCGCCCGUGGCGCCAGCGGUGUGAUGACCGACUACCCGGGGCGGCUGCGGCGAUACCUGGACGCCCACCCCCAGCCCUGACCAGUACGGACCAGUACAGACCACUACGGACCACUACAGACCAGUACAAACCACUACAACCCAUUAAAGACCCGACCCGACCCAA